Gracilinanus agilis (Agile Gracile Mouse Opossum) is the source of this 685-nucleotide messenger RNA. RefSeq names its product small nuclear ribonucleoprotein polypeptide G (gene SNRPG). The transcript is spliced from 4 exons. Gene Ontology annotation, cellular component: P granule; U1 snRNP; U2 snRNP. The record is from RefSeq and is a predicted model, not a curated record. Gene Ontology annotation, molecular function: RNA binding. The coding region runs from base 70 to 300 and encodes 76 amino acids. Lineage: Eukaryota; Metazoa; Chordata; Mammalia; Didelphimorphia; Didelphidae. Gene Ontology annotation, biological process: mRNA splicing, via spliceosome; spliceosomal snRNP assembly.
CGGCAAGGGGAGCGUGAGCGAAGGCGCUGCUUGCAUAGAGAGAAGGCGAACAGCCGCAACUGAAACAAGAUGAGCAAAGCACACCCGCCCGAGCUAAAAAAAUUUAUGGACAAGAAACUAUCAUUGAAAUUAAAUGGUGGGAGGCACGUCCAAGGAAUAUUGCGGGGAUUUGAUCCAUUUAUGAAUCUUGUGAUUGAUGAAUGUGUAGAGAUGGCACCAGGUGGCCAACAGAACAAUAUUGGAAUGGUGGUGAUCCGAGGAAACAGUAUCAUUAUGUUAGAAGCCUUGGAACGAGUAUAAGGAAUGAAACACCGGAGGUGCCAUGGGUCUCCUCUGAUCCUUUACAUUCCGAAGAGCCUCUUUUUUUUUUUUUUUGUUUCAUUUGAUACAUAAGAUGUCACUGUAUAUUCUUUGUUUAACUUUUUAAAAAUAAACUUUUUGUAAGAUGUUUAGAUAUUUUCUUUCUCUUGGGUGAUCCUAAAAGGAAAACCACAUAGUAACAAUGCCUUUUAAACAAUUCUUCGGUUUUGUUUGAUGCUGCAAGUUAAGGAUGAUCAGAGAAUACCUUUAAAUUUAAAAGUACUGUUAAACCAAAACCGAGGAAACUAUUUACAAUAUUAAUAUCUUGGCCAGUUUGGCUUUUGUAUUCAUAUUUCUCCAGGUAAAAUAAAAACACUGGACAGAG